CACCGCGAUAUUAAACCGGCCAACCUCCUCAUUACACCGGCACCGGGCUGCGGUCUGGGUGCCUCUGCCCUCUACGCCCACGACAAUGACUCUCCCUCCGCCACCGCAGCUGCAGCCGCCUUUGAGCCGGGCAUUCUGCCCUAUCCGCCCGAGACUGUACUCCAGCUCUCCCGUGGUUAUCUCAUUAAACUGGCCGACUUUGGUGUCUCGGCAUCCAUCUCUGCUUUUAAUGAAAGUUAUGAAGUGAGUCCUUCUCCUGCCCUGUCCUGCUCUACUACCUUGCACUGUUUAUUUAAUUUGUUAUUUCAUGGCCGUACGGGGGAGGCAUAA
Molecule: messenger RNA, 330 nt
Organism: Dibothriocephalus latus
Lineage: Eukaryota; Metazoa; Platyhelminthes; Cestoda; Diphyllobothriidea; Diphyllobothriidae
Source: the annotation of a GenBank genome assembly